GGAAAAGAUGGAGAAAGAGAAGAGAAAAAUGGAGGAAGAAAUGAGCCUGAAGAAGGAGGAGGAGGAGAGCAAAAAGAGCAAUAAAGAAAACAUGAGAAUACAGGAGGAGGUGAGAACUAUGGAGCUUGAGGAGAGAAAGAAGCAGGAUGAGAUGAGGACAAAUAACGAAGAGCAGGAGGCUGAUGAUGGAAAAAAGAUGGCUCAGGAAAAGCUUAAUGAAGAGAUGAGGAGGAGGGGUAAAAGUAAACAUGGAAAUGCAGAUGAAGAAAUUAAAUUUGUGGAGAGGAAAAAGAAGGACGGGGGAAAGAUGGAGGAGAAGAGGGAGGUGAAGGAAAUGGUAAGAGAACAGGAAGGGAAAAAAAGAAAACAUAAAGAAGAACUUGGACCCAUUGAAGAGGAUGAGGAGAGGAAAACGGACUAUGAAAAGAAAACAAAAGAGGAAGAACAGAAGAGGAAGCAGAGGGAUGAAGUGUAUUCCAGAAUAAGGCUUAAAGAGGAUCAGGAGGGGUGUAAAGGCUCUGAUUUGUACAACAGAAAGUUGGAACACGAGAGCAAAACAAAAGAAAAGAAACAGGAUGAGACGAGCAAAAGGGAGGAGGAGAUAAAAAAUGUGGAGGGAGAGAAGCAGCUGAAGGGAAAAUUUAUGGGAGAAACCAAGAAAGAGGUGCCCGAAAAAACAGAAGAAGAAAUUAGACUCAAAGUAAAGGAGGGGAGCCAAAAGAGAGUGGUGCAAGACAGGGAAAAGGACGUAAGAGCAAAUGAGCUGCAAGAGAAAAGAGAAAAUAACAGCAUGAAUAAAGAUGAAACAGAAAACUCCCUAGUCUCACAACUACAAGACAGCACCACCUGGACUUCCUCAAGCCCUGGUCCUUCACACAGUGAGUCUACAGUCAGGCCCACCAGUACUGAAACCGUACCACAACAACAUGACCCAGAAGAGACCAUCAGUCAGACCUCCAUAGAUAAAACUGUGGACUGCGAAAAUCAAGCAGCAAGGCCUUCCCCUGUGUUUUUGCCCGUGUGCCUCCCGGUGCACACAGAGAACAAGAGGCUGUCAUGGAUGAAAGACUGCAUCCCCUGGUCCAAACUCUCCCUCCAGAACAAGAGGAAGCAGAAAGGAUCCGUUCGGAGUCGGAGGGGGCUGAGAGGCGCUGCCGAGGCCGGCAGUCUGCCACCUCUCUGCCCAGACACUUUGCUUCAGUUCACAGGCAGGAAAUCCCUGCAAGUGAUGACUACAGUGACCCUGGAGGACUUGCCUGGCUGUAGCUUAACCACUCUCGCUCAGUGUACUCAACUUCAGUCCCUCACCCUCAGACGCUGUGGCCUCAAAUCCCUGGAAGGCAUCAACCAGAUACCACAGCUCUGCUACAUCGAUGUACAGGAAAACGACAUCUCAUUUGUCAACUGUGAAAAUAUGACUAGUUUACGAGUUCUUCAACUCGGUCACAACAAGCUGACGUCCAUCCAUGGUUUAACUGGUGCUGAAAAUUUGGAUGUUCUAGACCUUUCACACAACUCCAUCACCCGCAUUGCUGGUUUGGAGUCUAUGAGGAGACUGCAGAGGUUGUCAUUGGAUCACAACCAGCUGAUCAGCACCAAAGGACUGAGGGACGUGUUCACUCUCCUGCACCUGAACUGCUCACACAACCACCUGGCAAGCGUGGAAGGUCUGGAGAACAGCGCUCUGCUCAACACACUGGACCUGAGAGCCAACAGCCUCACUGAGCCCCCCAGUCUGAACAACCAGGUCCUCCUCAGAGAGCUGCAUCUAGACGACAACAGCAUCUCCUUCCUGCAGGGCCUCACUGCUUGCUGGCUCCCUCUCAUGCAACAUCUCUCUGUGGCCCAAAACCGAAUUACCCAGCUGCCCUCCAUGACUGAUUCUGUGUCCCUUGCGAAUCUGGAUCUUCGAUUUAACUGCAUGUCAGAGCUCCAGAACGUGUGUUACAGUCUGGAGGGAUGUCCAUCCCUGCGAGAGGUCCACCUCACAGGGAAUCCUCUUCAGCAGGAGAGUGGCUGGAGAUCCACUCUGCAGAAAGCAGUGCCUGGGCUGAGGGCCAUCGAUGACCAGGACACAGACUCUUUUCUACCGCCCCGUGCUGUUCAACAGGUCAGCUUGGCUCCGGGCAGCUUCCUAGCGUUCUGCCAGGCUCAGCUUCAGCAGACUGGUGAUUUACAGCAGCAGCACAGCAGGGAGCUCAGUAAUGCCUCAUCUUCCCUGGAUGCUGUAAAGACCUCCUGCCGACACUUCGCUGAGGCUCUGCAGCUGGCUAUGGACCAGAGAUUUGCCCAUGAAUAUGGUGACACCACUGUGGCUACCAAACACAGGGCUGCAAGCCAACCAAAACCUGAGGAAAGACUUGGACACAUGGACAGCACCAAUGCUGAGAAGUGUACUAAGUGCCCAGAAAUGGAGUCCACUGAAAAAGUCCAACCAGUUCUUUCAAACAAGGACAAUAUCAGAUACAAAUACUGGACUUUUGAGGAGAAGUUAGCUGCAGAGAGUCGGCAUUACUCAUUUGAGACUGUUGCAAGAGGUCCAAAGACAGAGCCAACAAUUUGCAGAGCUUACUCUGGCAGUGUUCACUCCUCUGCAACAAAGGGAAAACCAACUUCUUCCAAUAACAAAAUGGCACCUGUGUCCAACCAUCAAGACCUGGACCUCCAAAACACAGCAGCAGUCGUGAUUCAGCAGCUGUGGAGGAAAUAUAGACUGAAAUGUGAGAACAUCAGCAGCCUUUCCACAGCUGAGAAAGGAGGUGGAAGUGGUGGAGAUGGAGGAAAGCCAGAGUCAGGACCUGGGAGCAUUGUUGGCCAAGAUUACGCAGCAACUGUCAUCCAGGCGUUUUGGAGGGGCUUCACUCUGAGGAGGAGGCUCGCAUCUGCUCUGGCUGCUGUCACAUGCCCCGACACCGGAGAGGACGACACCUUUGAGGAGGUGGACAUGGAUGAAUGUGUUUUUGAUGAGGCAGCGCUGGAGAUUGACUGGACAUUGUCGCUAACUGAGGACCCACCUCCUAGACGUUACCCUGUGUCUGAGCAGCCACUGUCUCUGAAGCCUCCUGGGCACUUUCCUGAACCUUCCCAGUACAUACUCCCACCACCGCUUGUAUUGAGGCCAAAGCAGGCCUGGGUGCCCGAAGAAAAGGUGGACUCUGCUGGACAGAGGCUUUCCCCAGAGAGCCCCAUCAGAGGCAAAUCCCCUGCUUCAACCUCAAUGCUCAGCAGUCUCUCUGAAAGAUCAGAAAAGAUUCUGGAAGAAUGGGGCUUCACCGACAGCCACACAGCCCUUCUGAUGCUCAAGAGAGCCCAGAAGAUGAAAUCAACGAAGCAACAGCAGAAGAAACGUAGAGAUCCAUCUGUCCGUCUUGCCUUGUUCAGAAACUGCAGUCCCCAACUUGGUCCAGUGGAGGCACGAAACAUGCCAGCACAACACAACAGGAAUUAUUUAAGAGUUGGUGUGGCUGAGCUGGGCCUUCAGCAGGCAGAGAUGGUGGAGCGAGUGACGCAGGAGCGGGCUGAGCAGUGGCUGCGCACCCAGGCUGCUCACUCUGACAGGGACUCGGAGAGCGAGCAUUUCUUACCGGAGAUCAGCUCAGAUAUUCUCAACGGUGGCAGAGUGCAGCUUGUGGCUGACCCAGGAUAUACAGAACGUCUACAUCAGGCCAAUGGAUUGUGGGCCAACAGCAGUUUAGCUGCCCAGCCUUGCCAAGAGAACAAUUAUCCUCGCAGAAACUCUUUGGGUCGUGCAAGAAAAGAGGUUCCAUCUCCUCAGCGAGUCACAUCAGCUCCGUCAAAAAAGGAGCGCAUCUCCUACCGAGACAACCCUGUCCAGUUGAGCGGCGGCUGGGGAGGGGGCAAGAAGAGGGACAAAGUGUACAAGUAAAACACAAACUCUUCUGCUACCACGUCACUUUCUUUUGCUGGCCUCAUCCAACACCCAGAGCAACUUAAAGACAGAUACAGUUGGUAUUUGUCCCUCUUCUAAUACAUAUCUGUAAAAAAAAAAAAAAAUGCAGCAUUUUCAAAACUACGUAUAUGUGUAUUUAGUUCAGGAAAGCAUGUUUAUGCAACAUUUGAAUGCAACGUAAUGCUAACAACAACUGUGUUGUGGUAUGAACAGGUAUUUGUGCUAAAAACGCAAAUGGAAUGACUAGAUUUAAACCAAUAAUUUCAGGCAAUUUUUUCCUUCCACGAAGAAGACUUUCUUUAUUUUUUAUUUAUAAUGCCAUUUAAUCGCCUGUGCUGAAUACCCCUGCAGCUGUUCUUUUUCAACUCAGCUGAAAACUCGAGCUCCCUGUCCUGAAAAUUAAUUAAACCCAAUAGGACCUGGACCAGCCCAAAUAUCUUCAGGCAGUUCCAUUAUGUUGAUUCAGCUCAAGUAUCACUGCCUGAAUGUGAUCGCAGCCAACCAGCAACAAAACACAUGGAACAAAAUGCCACGCUUCAUAUGCAAAUCAUAGCAGAAAAUAAGAACCAGGAUCUUUUUAAUACCUGUGGAUUCGUGUGUCUUUGGAUGCUGAACUGUUGUUUCUCUGCUGAUUUACUCCCUUGACAAAAAAAUAUAGUAAUUACAGUUUGUAGGCAUGGGAAGAGACCCGCUUUUUCCACUUCUGCUGUGCUCUCUUAAGAGUAAAGUUUGAUAAAGCCCAGAGAUCCCCAUUCUGUGGCUAUAUUUAGCUCCUGCUCGCCAACAGUGGCCUUGAAAUUGCUGCUUUUAUCAGCCGAGCACAAACAUUGGUGUUAGAAUUAGAACGAUGUUUUCUUUAUUUCCAGUCGUGGAUUAUAAUAGCCGUGUCUGUGUAUUUGAAUUUGGAGAGCUAAGGCGUCCGUCCGCAAACACUGCCCUACCGGAGGCAGCGAACCUCAGGCUUGGAGGUUCCUCCUCCCUGGUCCACCGCCUGGAAAUGAUAACUUAAUGAAUGUCAAAACAAAUAGCCUUAGCUGCAGAGUGGCUCCCUGGCAGGAAAUGCACGUAUGUAUAUUUAUUUUUCUCCUGUCUUUUCACUUGCACAUGUCUGGAAGGUGUGUUUUGACUGUACACGAGCUGAUGGGGGAUUUUUUUUGUCUUGGAGAGUGGCGUAUGCCAGAAAUGUGGCAGUCCUGCCCACUUGGGGAUUGUUGUGAAACCCAAGAGCCCUGUCUUCUUCCAGGGGGAGACUGAUUCUUCAUCAGGCUCUCUGUGGGACAUCAAGGGGCUGUUUCUGUCAACAAACUGUCAUUACACAACUCUGGAGAUACUGGAGAAUUCAGAUUUUUAUUGCACAAUCAACAUGAAAAGACAGGUGACAUAAAAGUACUUUCAGAGUUCUUCUCUACAACUAUUGCUUCUGAAAUGAGAUUGUUAAACCAUCAUCCACCAGUCUUCAUUAGAUGUGUUUACUUUUGGGUUAUGGGUAAAUUAUAUGUAACCUUAGACAUCCCAAAUCCAUUGCCUGGUGAAAUGAGUGCUCCACCGCACAUUUAGAUACGCCGAAGAAUGUCCCUGUCAGCCCAGACUGCUCUGCCAGCGUGACCUCAAGUCAGCAAAUGUUGUCAGAUGGGAGUCUGGUCAAAGUGCUUUCUUCAAAUGCAUUAAAGGACUGUAACUGUGUG
Perca flavescens (yellow perch) is the source of this 5595-nucleotide messenger RNA. It is a transcript of the gene lrriq1, whose product is annotated as leucine-rich repeats and IQ motif containing 1. Gene Ontology annotation, molecular function: protein binding. The record is from RefSeq and is a predicted model, not a curated record. NCBI's taxonomy places the organism in Eukaryota, Metazoa, Chordata, Actinopteri, Perciformes, Percidae. The transcript is spliced from 20 exons. Bases 8 to 3886 code for a protein of 1292 amino acids.